Messenger RNA from Eptesicus fuscus (big brown bat), 662 nucleotides. RefSeq names its product mitochondrial ribosomal protein S25 (gene MRPS25). Lineage: Eukaryota; Metazoa; Chordata; Mammalia; Chiroptera; Vespertilionidae. The record is from RefSeq and is a predicted model, not a curated record. The coding region runs from base 78 to 599 and encodes 173 amino acids. Gene Ontology annotation, cellular component: mitochondrion. Gene Ontology annotation, molecular function: structural constituent of ribosome. The transcript is spliced from 4 exons.
GAAGGGGUCCGCCCGCGGCGGCGCCUGCUGCUCUGGUCACUCCUCGCCGCCUGCUUCGCGGCUCGACCACCGCAGCCAUGCCCAUGAAGGGCCGCUUCCCGAUUCGCCGCACCCUGCAGUACCUGGGCCAGGGGGACGUGGUGUUCAAGGACACGGUGAAGGUCAUGACGGUGAAUUACAACACGCACGGGAAGCUGGGCGAAGGCGCCAGGAAAUUUGUGUUUUUCAACAUACCUCAAAUCCAAUACAAAAACCCUUGGGUGCAGAUCAUGAUGUUUAAGAACAUGACACCAUCACCCUUCCUUCGAUUCUAUUUAGAUACUGGUGAGCAGGUUCUUGUGGAUGUAGAGACCAAGAGCAAUAAAGAGAUCAUGGAGCACAUCAAAAAAAUCCUGGGGAAGAAUGAGGAAACCCUGAAGCAAGAAGAGCAGGAGAAAAAGCAGCUUUCUCAUCCAGCCCACUUUGGACCUCGAAAGUAUUGCCUGCGGGAGUGCAUCUGUGAGGUGGAAGGGCAGGUUCCCUGCCCGGCCCUGGUGCCCUUACCCAAGGAGAUGACAGGGAAGUACAAAGCAACUCUGAAAGCCAGUGCCCAGGACUAAGGCCCCAGGGAGAUCCUGGUUCUGUCCCCAGAGACUCUGCAAAUAAAAUGCUCCUUAAUCAUC